AUGAUGUGUGGCUACCGUAUGAGAGGGUACUACGUAUGCAUGCUGAGUGAUGAAUCAAGAACUGCUGCCAUGCAUGUCAAGGAAGGCAUCAUGGUGUGGAAACCAGGACUAGUAGAGCUCAGAGAUUCGUUGGAGGGGAUCAGGAAUGCAAUUAUUGUUGGCUCUUCAAUUCUAAAAAUCGUUGAUUCCACUGUGCGAUUCGAUUCCGUCCGGUGUCGUCUCAGACACGAUAGGGGGAAAAUUCCUCUACCAUCCAUGCCUUCACGAAGUGACUCUUUGAACACGUUACCAGCGUGGUAA
This is a messenger RNA of Seminavis robusta, 300 nucleotides long. The record is from the annotation of a GenBank genome assembly. NCBI's taxonomy places the organism in Eukaryota, Bacillariophyta, Bacillariophyceae, Naviculales, Naviculaceae.